GCCUGAACCUCGUUCGAGGAUGUUGGCAGACCUGCAUGCCUUGACUGGAUGCUAGCUCAUCACCAAGGAUGCUAUCGCACGAAGCAGAUGGCUGCAUUGCUCCUGGUGCUCAUAACAGUGCAUGUUUCCAUUUUGAUAGUCACCGAUGCAGUGAACCCAGGUUGUAGCUGCGUACUGUUCGACAGCAUGUACGGAAAGGAGCACGGCAUCUUCACCUCUCCCAACUGGCCGACGCCUUACGAGAGGAACACAAAUUGCCUCUUGUACACGUUCGUGGGCGAGCCGGACGACAUCGUUGAGCUCACCUUUGAUGAGUUCGACGUCCAGAAGAAAAACGAUGAGUGCCUGAGUGGGGACUUCGUGCGCCUGUUCCUGCACCUGAACGAAACGAGCGUGGGCGAAGCGACGCCCUGGAACUCGGUGCUGUGUGGCACUGAAGUCGACAUCGAGCAAGUACACUACUCGGCCGGCCAGGCGUUGGUAUUCGAGUUCCACUCGGAUGGCCAACACGGAGACAACACUGGGUUCAGGGGCACCUAUCGCUUCAUCAAGAAGAACAUGUACAGAGUGGACGGCGCAGCCGUUCCCAACACGACGUGCAGCUACCGGUUCGCGAGCGCCAAUCGCACGGAAGGCCACGGCCACUUCUACUCUCCGCUCUACCCGUCCACGUACCCCAAGAACGUGCGCUGCCUGUACAGCUUCGUGGCGCGCUUCAACGAGAGGGUUCGCAUCACAUUCGAGAAGAUUCGACUUCAACAGGGUGACUACAGCUGCCUGACGAGCCCAGACACAAUCGUCGUCUAUGACGGCAAGGAUUUGACAGCCCGAGUAAUCGCGCAGUUCUGCAACACGCACUACUUCGUGGAACUUCUUUCGACCGGGCCCGAUAUAUUGGUAGAGUUCGUGAGCCGGAGUAUCUCACCUGGGCAGGGAUUCAAGGCAUCGUACCACUUCGAAGAGGAACUCCACUACGCCGAAGGAGGACCGUCUUCCGAGCUGCUGCAAGCUUGGCUCUCCAGUUGUGCCUCGACGCCCCCAUCGUGGUCUCCUGUGCAAAGUCUUGACAGUCAAGUCGAAACUACCGACGCGCCAUUGUACACGACGCCAGACCCAGGGUCCGGCUGCGACCAGUUGUUCAGCAGCACAGCGUCAAGAAACGGGACAUUCGCAAGCCCCGGUUACCCUGACAGCUACCCCGCGGACACUCGCUGCACCUACCACUUCAGUGGGGAAGGCAUCGAAAGGGCGCAGGUUGUCUUCCUCGACUUCGACUUGUACCACCCCGACGACUCGUACAACACGUGCGAAGCGGCGGAUGCCGUCACUGUGUUCGUCUCGGUCAACGGACAACGAGACAGGGUGGACAGUUUCUGCGGCAGUGACAUGCCCAACCAGGUGAUGUCGACAGGCCGCAACCUGACGCUCGAGUUCCGCUCCUUACAGAGCCCGGGGAACUCGACUGCCAGAGGAUUCCGGGCAGCCUACCAGUUCGUGACGGAUUUCGGCAUAGCUUCAGGGAAGCAAGACACGUCCUUCGCAUGCGGCUUCGCCUACAAUAGCAGCGACCGACCGAACGGCAGCUUCGCGUCUCCCAACUGGCCCGGCAUCUACCCCAGGGACACGGAGUGCCAUUACUUUUUCUACGGGCUUCCGGGAGAGAAAGUGUUCAUCGAAUUCGCCUACUUCGACAUCGAAGGCCUGCCACCGUGCACAGCUGAGACUGCCAGCGACUACGUGGAGUUCUCCAGUGCCCGAAGAGCGCAUCACAAGAUUCCUCGCCAUUGUGGCAUGCAGAAACCACCGAAUAUCGAGUCAGAGGGUGAAUUCUUCCGAGUCACCUUCAGGACCAAUGACCGUUUUGACGGAACGGGCUUCUCAGCGCAAUAUCAGUUUAGGAGCGUGAUAGAUCCCUAUACAAUCAAAAGGUUCAGGGGAGGCGCAACCUACUUACAAGGCUGUACGCAGAUUAUUGCCCUCAUCAUCUUCGUCGAGUUCCUGCGAUUUGUUGGAGGAAUUCGGUAGCAGCGGUGGCGUUUUAGUGCGGACAAUGGUGUACUCAUGCUGGUGCCUCUCACGACCAGUGACGAUAGUGGUGGCGAGCGAAAAGAUGGACUCUGUGGCACGCUAAGAAGGCACAAGCAAAGCAAUGUUUCGAACACUCUUUGACAUUUUACGGGUGUGUGGCGCAUGCAACUGUGAAUGAGGAGCACCGUUCAUCGAUGUUUCUUGCUCAAGAACUUGACGCCAUGGCUGUCGAAUGGAUGCGCGGAAGAGGCUGCAAGAGAGAUGACUCUCGGUUUCGGUCACAAAAAAGAAAAAUGCCGCAUGUGAGACACGCGGAUGUUAUGUGGGUAAUGAAGAACAUGAUAGCUAUUCUGAAACGCCUCCUUUUAUGCGGAAUGUUGAUCGGAGCUGAACAGUUGUCGUCUGUAGAUUUUUGUAUCUUGUUAUCACUCGUUAGACGUUUCGGCAGUCAGCGGUGAGGGCUUUUCUGUAGAAAUAUCGAGUUUUCUCACGCGUCUGUAGGGAAUGCCACUGUUCUAUCUCAUAAAGUUCGUUAUUUUUGCUGCCU
Rhipicephalus microplus (southern cattle tick) is the source of this 2575-nucleotide messenger RNA. RefSeq names its product suppressor of lurcher protein 1-like. Gene Ontology annotation, cellular component: plasma membrane. The record is from RefSeq and is a predicted model, not a curated record. Lineage: Eukaryota; Metazoa; Arthropoda; Arachnida; Ixodida; Ixodidae.